This is a messenger RNA of Laccaria bicolor S238N-H82, 1760 nucleotides long. RefSeq lists its product as uncharacterized. The transcript has 4 exons. Gene Ontology annotation, biological process: L-homoserine metabolic process. NCBI's taxonomy places the organism in Eukaryota, Fungi, Basidiomycota, Agaricomycetes, Agaricales, Hydnangiaceae. The record is from RefSeq and is a predicted model, not a curated record. Gene Ontology annotation, molecular function: homoserine O-acetyltransferase activity. The coding region runs from base 1 to 1359 and encodes 452 amino acids.
AUGCCAAACAAGUUUAGUACUCUGAUUGAUCAAUCCGUCUAUACCAUUCCUUCCUUCAAACUCGAAUGCGGAACCACACUCAGAGAGGUGCCGGUCGCCUACAAGACAUGGGGGAAGCUAAACGAUGCCAAGGACAAUGUCAUGAUCAUAUGUCAUGCCUUCACUGGGAGCGCUGAUGUCGAGGACUGGUGGGGACCGCUGAUGGGCCGGGGGAAGGCAUUCGACCCUAAUCGCUUCUUUAUCUUCUGUGCCAACGUUCUUGGGUCCCCGUAUGGUUCUGCGUCGCCCAUCACUGUCAACCCAGACACUGGCCGAUUGUACGGGCCAGAGUUUCCGCCUACCACUAUCCGAGACGAUGUUCGAAUACACAAACUCGUGCUAGACCACCUAUCCGUCACAUCUGUUGCCGUAGUGAUAGGUGGCUCCAUGGGAGGCAUGGCCGUCCUUGAAUGGUCCCUCUGUUCACCUCCAGGAUACAUCCGGCAUGUUAUCCCCCUCGCUACGUCCGCUCGGCACUCGGCGUGGUGCAUCAGCUGGGGUGAGGCCCAAAGGCAGAGUAUAUACAGCGACCCGGGGUAUCACGAUGGGUUUUAUGACACUCAGCCCGCGUCGGGGCUAGCGGCGGCGCGCAUGAGCGCGCUGCUUACAUAUCGUUCGAGGGACUCGUUUGAGAGCCGGUUUGGGAGGAAGCCGCAGCCAUCCUCGACUGCAUCGAUAGGAACAGUUGUGGGCACGCUAACUCCCCCUGCGUCGCCCGAUGGCGCCCUGGCGGUACAUAACGAUGGUCAUCGGAAUGCCAAGCCGAGAUACGCGACAACUCGGGGCGAUUCGAGCCCGUCAGGGAGCGGUACGGUGACGCCCUCGCAGAAGAGCGCCCCGAUCUUCUCUGCACAGUCGUACCUCCGCUAUCAAGGAGACAAAUUCACAGCCCGCUUCGACGCAAACUGUUACAUCCACAUCACUCGUAAAAUGGACACGCACGACCUUGCUCGUGGGCGUGUAUCUAUUCCCAAUUCUACCUCUGAAGAGGGCGCUGCGCUGCGCGGGGUUUUGUCCACCAUCCCCCCUCGCGCACUAAUAAUCGGCAUAGCCACCGACGGGCUGUUUACCACCACUGAGCAGCGGGAAUUGGCAGAUGCGAUUCCCAACGCGGAGCUGGUGGUGAUAUAUUCCCCGGAUGGACAUGAUGGGUUCUUGUUAGAGUUUGAGGCUAUCAACACGCAUAUUCUGAGGUUUUUGAAGAGGGAGUAUCCAGGGUAUUAUAGCGGUUUGGAUGAAGAGCAAAUUGGGGAAGAGGGAUUCGACAUUAAGAAAACGAGUUUGUUUGGGGAGGCGGAGGUUGAUAUUACGAGAUGGUAGGUUGGGUGUAUUGUGGGUCGAAUCUAGGAUGCUGCCACCUAUUCAACGAUACGAAAAUAAUGACGGUAUUUCACAUCCUAAGUACGAAAGCGAUAGACGGACUAGAUAGAUAGAUUUUACAUGUGGCUCUGGUGACAAAACGUACAGCAAGGGAGAGUUAAAGAGUGUAAUUUAAAUCAGCAGGAAAUUAAGAAGUCUGGGUUUGGGAGCGAUGCGAUAAAUUUUGUUGAGUCCAUAUAUUUACAGCAAACCAGCUGCUCGUAGAUCCCUCGUCAGUCUUGCUUCCUGCAGCACCUGCUGGGACACGGACUGAGCGCUGUGCGGUGUCUGCGCACCUGGAGCAUCCCCUAAACUGAGUCCGAAAACGUUCUCCAUAUUGCGCCUGAUAGCGAGAUCUCGUU